Paramecium primaurelia is the source of this 4885-nucleotide messenger RNA. The record is from the annotation of a GenBank genome assembly. Lineage: Eukaryota; Ciliophora; Oligohymenophorea; Peniculida; Parameciidae.
AUGAUUGAGUUAAUCACAUACGUUGAUGUUCCAAAGUAACCAUUUCUUUUUUCAGCAAUAGGAAAUUAUUCGUAAAUAUUCAUAUCUUUCAAAUUAGUGAUAAUACUGCAGGAUGGGGAUUGAAAAAAAUUGAAGUUACUACAGGAUUUUGUCCUUCUUUCUGUUUAUUGUGUGAGGUAUCAUUUAAAUGCAAGACUUGUCAAGUUGGAUCCUAUAAGUAUAAAAAUAAUACUUGCAUAUACGGGUGUUCAGAACGAUAUUAAAAAAAAAAUGGGGCUGAUUGCUACGAUUUUGAUAAUGAAACACCUUGUAUCAACUUUCUAUAUAUUUAGAUUCUUAAUAUUUAAGUUUAGACUUUGUAGAUUUGGCACACGAUCCUGAAUAAUAUGCAGAAUAUAUAUUAAUUUCUUAAAAUGGGAACAAUUUUUUAAAAGGAUCAAAUAUAUACUAUUCUUUUUUAUAUUGGGAUUAUCUUAGGUAAAGAAUUUUUGGAGGUCCUCUCAUAUGGGGAUAGGCAAAGUUUGAAAGGACUCAUACUGUAGAUGACCCACAUCAUAGUAUCACCAUUGCAUUUUAUAUAUUAUAUGGGCCAGCAUUCCCUUCAGAUGGUUAAUUUAUUUAUUAAGUGGAAAAUAAUUCACCAGUUUCUAAAUCAACCGACAAUGUUAUUGGCUCAUAUUCUAAUGGUAUAAAAUAUGAUAGAGUAUAUGAAAGAAUAAAUCAUGAUACAACAAAAUUAACGAUAAAUUGGGAAUGCUUUGGAUAAAAUAAUGAACCAAUUAAUGCUUAUUGUGGUUUUUAUAAUUAUUAUGUUGCUGUUCAUAAAUGUUAACCAUAUUGUUUAAAAUGUUAAGACUAAAAUACUUGUACAUAAUGGAGCAGCGAUUAUGAUGCAAAUGUUGUUAAAUUCUCAUAAGAUUAAUGUUUAAUUAAUUAAUAUUUUGAUAAUGAUUCUUAUAGAUGUUUGGAUUGUCCAAUUUCAUGUUUAACUUGCACAUCUAAAAUAGAUUGUCAAACAUGUAAAUCUACCUAUAUUUAAACUAAAUUAGGAUGUAUUUGUAAAUUGAAUCAAUAUGAAGACUCGAAUCAAUGUUAAGAUUGUCCAAUUGAAUGUAAUUAAUGCUUAUAUCCAACAAACUGCUUAGAAUGUUUAUCUACAAACUAUAGAUAAUUAAAAAAUCAAUAAUGUAUUUGUAUUGAUGGAUACUAUCCAAUUUNUAAAAUUUUUAAUUAAUAAUACUUAUUUUGGUUCAAUUUAUAGAAAUGAAUCAGGAAUUUAAACACAUAAUAUAAAAAUCUAUUUAAACUAAUAAUAUGGUUCAUUCUAAAAUUAUUAAUCAAAUUAGAUGAUUGAGUUAAUCACAUACGUUGAUGUUCCAAAGUAACCAUUUCUUUUUUCAGCAAUAGGAAAUUAUUCGUAAAUAUUCAUAUCUUUCAAAUUAGUGAUAAUACUGCAGGAUGGGGAUUGAAAAAAAUUGAAGUUACUACAGGAUUUUGUCCUUCUUUCUGUUUAUUGUGUGAGGUAUCAUUUAAAUGCAAGACUUGUCAAGUUGGAUCCUAUAAGUAUAAAAAUAAUACUUGCAUAUACGGGUGUUCAGAACGAUAUUAAAAAAAAAAUGGGGCUGAUUGCUACGAUUUUGAUAAUGAAACACCUUGUAUCAACUUUCUAUAUAUUUAGAUUCUUAAUAUUUAAGUUUAGACUUUGUAGAUUUGGCACACGAUCCUGAAUAAUAUGCAGAAUAUAUAUUAAUUUCUUAAAAUGGGAACAAUUUUUUAAAAGGAUCAAAUAUAUACUAUUCUUUUUUAUAUUGGGAUUAUCUUAGGUAAAGAAUUUUUGGAGGUCCUCUCAUAUGGGGAUAGGCAAAGUUUGAAAGGACUCAUACUGUAGAUGACCCACAUCAUAGUAUCACCAUUGCAUUUUAUAUAUUAUAUGGGCCAGCAUUCCCUUCAGAUGGUUAAUUUAUUUAUUAAGUGGAAAAUAAUUCACCAGUUUCUAAAUCAACCGACAAUGUUAUUGGCUCAUAUUCUAAUGGUAUAAAAUAUGAUAGAGUAUAUGAAAGAAUAAAUCAUGAUACAACAAAAUUAACGAUAAAUUGGGAAUGCUUUGGAUAAAAUAAUGAACCAAUUAAUGCUUAUUGUGGUUUUUAUAAUUAUUAUGUUGCUGUUCAUAAAUGUUAACCAUAUUGUUUAAAAUGUUAAGACUAAAAUACUUGUACAUAAUGGAGCAGCGAUUAUGAUGCAAAUGUUGUUAAAUUCUCAUAAGAUUAAUGUUUAAUUAAUUAAUAUUUUGAUAAUGAUUCUUAUAGAUGUUUGGAUUGUCCAAUUUCAUGUUUAACUUGCACAUCUAAAAUAGAUUGUCAAACAUGUAAAUCUACCUAUAUUUAAACUAAAUUAGGAUGUAUUUGUAAAUUGAAUCAAUAUGAAGACUCGAAUCAAUGUUAAGAUUGUCCAAUUGAAUGUAAUUAAUGCUUAUAUCCAACAAACUGCUUAGAAUGUUUAUCUACAAACUAUAGAUAAUUAAAAAAUCAAUAAUGUAUUUGUAUUGAUGGAUACUAUCCAAUUUAAUUAAAUCCAAAAUGUGAAAGAUGCCAUUAAUUUUGUAAAACUUGCACUGGGCCUACUUUCAAUGAUUGCUUGACUUGCAAUGAUAUUGAUAAUAUUGAAAAUGUAGGAUCAACUUGUAGGUGUCCAAUAGGAUUAUUUUAUUAAUUAACAUCAAAAUCAUGUUUAUAGUGUCACCCAUCAUGUUAGGCUUGCUUUUAAGAGACAUUUGAUAGUUGUUUAACUUGUGAUGCAUCUUUAAAUAGAAUUUUAAAAGGACUAAAAUGUACAUGUGAGCCUGGUUAUUAUGAAUUAAAUAAUAUUUGUACAAGUAAUUAUAUUUUUAUAUAUUUUAGAUUGCCCAAAUACAGAAGAUGCUUUAUUAAGUUAAUGUUAUAAAUUAUGUAGUAAUAAUUAAUAAAUAUGGCAUACAAACACAUGUAAUUUUUGUGAUUCAGGAUUUCAUUUAAUUUCUGGAGAAUGCCAACCUAUCUGUGGAGAUUUAUAAAUUGUUGGAUAUGAAGAAUGCGAAGAUCAUAAUAAUAUUUUAGACGAUUUAUGUUAUAAUUGUUAAUUUUAAUGUCCAGUUCAUUGUUUAACAUGUGAUGAGUCAACUACUUUACCUUGUCCUGAUAUUUGCGGAGAUGGAAUUAUUACUGGAAUGGAAGAAUGUGAAGAUGGGAACACUAUUUAGUAUGAUGGAUGUUUUAAUUGUCAGUAUUAAUGUUAACUCUCCUGUACAAAAUGCAUUAAAGGAGAGUGUUUUGAAUGUAAUACUGGUGGAUUUUUUGUUGAUCCAACUGUUUAACCUUGGAGAUGUAAAGAAAGAUGUGGAGAUUAACUAAUAGUUGGAUAAGAAUAAUGUGAAGAUGGCAAUCAAGUUGAUACAGAUGGAUGCAAAGAUUGUAAAUAUUUCUGUAGAAUUGGAUGUUCUUCUUGUGAUUAUACUACUAAUACUUGUUUAAGUUGUGAAUUGCCUGGAUUUAUGCCUGAGAAGUUCUAUUGCAAAAAUAUUUGUGGAGAUAAAUAUGUAGUAGUAGAUCCAUAUGGAUUCUAUAAAGAGGAAUGCGAUGAUGGAAAUACAGAUAAUGAUGAUGGAUGCAAUAAUAAUUGUAGAUUUUAAUGUUAAUAAUCAUAAAUAUGCAAGAGUUGUAUUAAUAAUCGAUGUUAAGAAUGUGCCCCUGAAUAUUUCCUAUCUGAAGAUUAAGUAUGCAUUCCUAUUUGUGGAGAUUCAAAAAUAGCAAUUGGUGAGUAAUGUGAGGAUAUAUUUAUAUUACCUUAUAAGGGUUGUUAAAAUUGCAAAUCAAAAUGUUAGUCCUCUUGCAUUACUUGUGAUACUACUGGAAAGGGUUGUUUAGCUUGUAGGAAUGGUUACAGAAGAAUUGAUAAUUUAUGCUAUUCAAUAUGUGGAGACUAAAUAGUAACUGAAGAUGAGGAAUGUGAUGAUGGUAAUUUAAUAUUUGAAGAUGGUUGUAAUUAAUGUUCUUAUAGUUGCCCUAUUACUUGUUCAAAUUGUCACUAGGGUGUUUGUCAUGAUUGCUAUGAAGGUUACUCAUAUAUUAAUUAUUCAUGCGUUAAAAUUCUUAAAUAAGAACAUGAUCCAAGAUGUAAUUCUUUUUGUUUGAGCUGUAGUAUUGAAAGACAAGGUUGCUUGACUUGUUAGGUUGGAUUUGUUAAUAUCAAUGGUGUAUGCUAUCCUAAUUGUGGAGACUAAUUAGUUGUUUCUGGAGAAUAGUGUGACGAUGGUAAUUUAAUAUUUGAAGAUGGAUGCAUUAACUGUUCUUAUAGUUGCUCUAUGUCUUGUACAUAAUGUUAUCAAGGGUUUUGUAUGAAUUGUCCAAAAACUAGUUUAUUUUAUAAUCAAUAAUGUUUAGAAUUAAUAGAAAAUAUUUAUGAAAAGGAAUAUAAUAAUUUUUAAUUUUCAUAAUUAGCCAUAACUCAGGCCUUCACAACAACACCUAUUUAAACGAGUAGAAUUCAAAUGAAAAUCAUUGAAUUUGAUUAAUAAGUUUAUAAUUAGGUUGGUUAAUAUGCAGAAUUUAUGAAUUCAGGUUUUCCAUUUAUAAACAUAGAAAUCAAUAUCCAGUGCAUUUAGAAUAAGUAAGUUAAAAGUCACUUUAUUAAAUAUACUUAUGAGAAAGAAGUUAAUAAUGAAGAAAUAUUAUUUUCAUAUGGUUGUCACUAAACAUUAAACCAAGAUAUAACAUUCUCUUUUAAGUUAGAAAAAAUAGUGUUAAAAGAUGAAAUCUUGGUAAUUACUCUUUCUGAAGAUUAGUUGAAAUUAUCAUCUUUAAAAACAAAGUAUACACAAAGGCUUUUAUAUAUUACAUUUGAUGAUGUUUGA